AUGGAGGCGUCAAGUUCCUCCGAGCCACAGCCACCGGCCCCUACUGGCACUGAGUGCGAGGGAGGCGGCGACGGUGCUGGGGGAAGCGACGCCGUGGCGUGUCCACACGGGGGCGGGACCGCUGAGCCAUUGAGCUACACCGUGGACUGGGAGGACGUUGUCGGUGAGGGAGACUUUGGUGUCAUCUACCGCGGCAGACAUGUCGGAGACGGCAUGGCGGUAGGUGUCUUGACGCUUAAGGGGGGCUUGGAGAGGCGGGACGAGCUUCGCAAGGAGGCCGCGAAGGGCCUCGCGUUGCUGCUGCAACGGUGGCCAGACAAGAUUCAACCGCUCGGAACCUUCGACACCAGUGAGAAGGGGCUUUUGACGGUCAUGUCUGUCCUACAGCUGCGGGGCGUAGAAGACAUGCGUCGCUUCUUUGCACCCAACGCAGCAGAGACAGGGGCGCCGGAGCAGCAAUCUGGCUCCAUUGAUUGCGCCGCCACGGAGACGACCUGUCCGCGUUUCACCGAGGAGGAUGAGUGGAAAGGGGAAAGGGAAGCAGCAGCAGCUGCAGCAUCAGCAGCAGCAACGGCGGGAGGGGGAGGGGAGGUUGAGGCUGGCCACACCGAGGACGCACGGGCGGGUGCUGACGAGCGGCCGCAGCCGCCACCUUCAGUCCCGGCGCCGGUGUCGAACCCGAAAGGGCGCGUCUGUUUUCUUGGCGACUACGUGGUGGAUCUGGGGACGGUCUUGGGCAAGGGGAAGUUUGGAACCGUCUACCGCGGCUGGCAUCGGGCGGAGGGCAGCGAGGUGGCUGUGAAGCUACUUAAAGGGCCAGUAAGCAAGCGCGCGAAGAUGUCGAUUGAACAGAGGGAGCUAAGUCGCCUGCAGAAGCUGAGCCACCCAAACAUUCUUCGUAUGUUUGGCGCAUUUCGACAAGAGUCGAAGAGUAAGCCUGAGCUGACACUGGCACUCGUUUUAGAGCUCUGCCACGGGGGAGACCUGAAGGAGUUUCUCGCACGGCAUGAUCCACUUUCGGAGCGGCAGGCGAAGCACGUCAUGCGGCAGCUUGUGGAUUUUUUUGUUUUCUUAAAAGCAAUCGCAUGA
Molecule: messenger RNA, 1089 nt
Organism: Trypanosoma conorhini
Lineage: Eukaryota; Euglenozoa; Kinetoplastea; Trypanosomatida; Trypanosomatidae
Product: protein kinase
Exons: 1
Coding region: 1-1089 (362 amino acids)
Biological process (GO): autophagy; peptidyl-serine phosphorylation
Cellular component (GO): cytoplasm
Molecular function (GO): ATP binding; protein serine/threonine kinase activity
Source: RefSeq, a predicted model, not a curated record